Quercus lobata is the source of this 1295-nucleotide messenger RNA. RefSeq lists its product as uncharacterized. NCBI's taxonomy places the organism in Eukaryota, Viridiplantae, Streptophyta, Magnoliopsida, Fagales, Fagaceae. The record is from RefSeq and is a predicted model, not a curated record. Bases 143 to 1174 code for a protein of 343 amino acids. The transcript is spliced from 2 exons.
CACACAAACCAAGCCACAAACUCCACUAUCUUUCUCUUCUUUGCUUUCACUCCCGACUCCUAAGCCAUUCAUAGUCAUGGUCAUAGAAUAGAGUAACAGCAAUUUUUUCUUCUUCUUUUUUUGCUUUGGUUUAAGAAGAAAAAUGUCAAUCCUUCAAAUCCAAACACUCUCAAAUUCUUUGACAGGUCCAACUCCAACCAAGUUGUUCCUCCACCCAAAACCCCAUAACUCUUCACUCUACUCCCAACCCAUCACACCCAAAACGACCAUUAUUCGUAUGGGAGGGGGUCCCAGAACCUACCCAGGUGGCGUAUCAAAGUGGCAAUGGAAGCGAAUGCAGGCAAAGAAAGCCAGCCAGCUCCUCAAGGCUCGCCUCGCUCGCGAGCGCAAUAUUUACGAGAUGCGAAAGCGAGCAGAGCUCAAGGCUGCUGUGUCAGAGCUCGAGAGGCCUUGGGAGGUUGUCGAGAGAGCCCCUAACUUGCUCUCCGUUGGCGCUGACGAACAAGUGAAAGUCUUGGCUGAUAGGUUCCAAAGGCCUGGUGGGUUCGAUUUGUGGACUCAGAGAGAUGGGCCUCAGUUGUUUCAGACUGUGGAUGAGUUACCCUCAGCUAGAUUUUUCCCUAAAGGGGUUGUUCAUAGUAUCAAACCCUAUCAAAGAAAUGGUGGGUUGGAUGAAUUAAAGGAGGAGAAGGGUCAGAAUUUAUUGGACUCGGAGAGUUCGUAUCGGAAAGAUAGUUUGGAAUUAUCGGGUGUGAAUAGGCAAAAUGGGAAGAGAAGUAAUGGGAAAUUGAGGAAGAAUGUGAAUAGGAAUAGGUUUCAGGAUGUGGGUUCGAAUGGUUCCAGUGGAUUGGAGUCAAGGGAAGCUGGUUUUGAUAGAGAACAGAGAGGAAAGGGCCCCAUUGGUUCCGGUGGGUUGGAGUCAGGGAAAGCUGGUUUUGAUAGAAAACAGAGAGGAAAGGGCCCCAUUAGACGGAAUGUUCGGGGUAAUGGCUCGUUAGGGUUGAGAGAUUCACAGUCUGAUGAUGUUUAUGAUAUUGGUUUUGAUAGAAAACAUAGAGAAAAGGGCCCCAUUAGACGGAAUGUUAAGGGUAAUGGUUUGUUAGGGUUGAGAGAUUCACAGUCUGAUGAUGUUUAUGACAUGAAUUUGCAAGAAGAUGGAAGUUACGAAUUCUAAAUCAAGAAUGGUCGGAAUGACUUGAAUUGUAGCUGCUUUCGUUCCUCUGAUGUAUAUGUGCAUAUGCACAUAUUAUUCCUUGUUCAAAAUUGGAAUGCUGAUGUUUUACUCACUGACACCA